CCUUUGAUGCUGAUGGAGACAGAGUGGUGUGCCGGUACGGGAAUCUCCAAGGAGUAGAGUGUGACAAAUGCUCUCUCCCCUCAGGCUUCCACCUGGAUGCGAACACUUGCACGUUGCGCUACCAGUCCACCAGUGCUGAUAGCAAAAUCUUUGGCUUUGAGAUGGUGGUAGAAGACUACCCACGAAACACUAUCGAUCUAUCUUACUCUGAUGGUUCGAGAUCUCGCAAGUCUCCCCUUCUUUCAAGGGGAAAGAGACAAGUCAACUCACCAACUCCACCUACAAACACUAUCUCACCCCCUACCUGGUGGGGGUUGUGGCAGACUUCCACAACCACAGUCGCACCGACCACCCCCUUGUGGUGGACACAACCACCACGUCCAAGCACUGCUGAAAACAACUCCUCAGGGAGGCCAACUGUAACGCCACAAACCAGGAGUGGCUCUCCCCUCAGCAAAUUACCCCUGCAGUUUGCUUUUCUUGUGGACCCAGCUGCCCCGUCAUGUCAGGAAGGACUCUACCUGCCGAAGCUUCUGGCUCCAACACCUGCAGAUGGGGAACGCAUCAUGGCAGAGGUCAACAAAGAGGUGGAGAUCAGAGUCAAAGCACAGGCCACACAUUCAACAAUCCAAAGUCUUGUCAUCAGUGGACCAGCAAACAUCACCAAGCACAGGGACACUAAUGGGGAGUUCGUCAUCAGGUGGACACCUAUCCUGGAUGACCUGGGGGAACAAUACCCAAUCUGCUUUGCUGUGGAGUCGUUGAGGGGGUCUUCUGGCUAUCAGUCUGAGAUGAGAUGUGUUCUAGUGGAAAUUAGAAAGGAACAAAUUGAAGCCACCGUGACCUGCACUGAAACCACAAUGAAGGUGGAGGUUGAGAAAGAUUCCUUCUUUGGACUCGAGGAGGAACAUCUUCGCCUCAGUGACCCCAGCAACACCAUCUGCAGCCUUGACAAGCUCUCCAACAACACUCACAUAGUCGCCAUCAUCCCCCUCAAUGGCUGCGGUACUGAGAUCGAGGAAGACGAUGAUUACCUCAUUUUCAAGAAUGAGAUCACCACAGUGGAGGACGACCCGAAUGAGCUGAUCACCAGGAAGCACCUGGUGGAGGCCCGGUUCUACUGCCAGUACCCCAAACGGGGCAAUGUGACCCUGAGCUUCUCAGCACACAGAAAGAACGUCACAGUAUGGGAGAAAGGCUUCGGCAAGUUCACCUACCAGUUCCAGUUCUACCAGGAUGACCAGUUUGAAGCCAUGUUCGACCCAAACUUAUACCCACUGGAGUUUGACAUCGGAAACAGGAUCUACAUGCAGAUAGAUGCCAGCACCUCUAUCAACAACACAGAGAUGUUUGUGGAGUCCUGCAGAGCUGCACCGUAUGACAACCCCAACUACCACCCAACCUACUCCAUCAUUGAGAACGGGUGUGUGGUUGACUCAACUGUGCAGACAUAUCCUGCUUCCAACGACAGACAGUUCCAGUUCAGCAUGGAGGCCUUCAAGUUUAUUGGCCUGCAUGACCAGGUGUACAUCAGCUGCACAGUCAUGAUGUGUGAAGCAGGGAACCCCAACACCAGGUGCUCACGGGGAUGCAUGAACUCCACAUGGUCCAACGGCCAUAACCGCAGAAAGAGAGAGGCUAUGAUCCAGAGUGGAAAGCACUUCGUUUCCCAGGGUCCUCUGCGUCUGAAGCGUGAAGCAGACCUCAGAGGAGGCUCAGCUUUCAACCUGAACCUGGUCUUUGUUGCUGGAUGUCUUCUUGUUGCCGUUGGGAUGGUCUGCGGCGUCCUCAUCUACAAAACCAAAGCCUCCAGGGUCAAAUAUCAACCUCUGUCCUCCUAUGAAAACUAAACCUGCAGCAUCUGCCAGGCUGCUUGGAUCAUUUGAAUGUGGGAUUCUGGGUACUUUUGAACAAAUUUAGUCUUUUUAAUAUCAGAUGAUGAUUCAUAGUGCUGGGGUAUUUAAUAGUUCUGUUUGAGGGAAAUAUCUGUUUCUGCAACUGCAAAUCCAGUUUUUCUUUAACAAAACCUGAAAACAAAAAACAUCUUCUGGCACUGCAGCUGCUGGGUAACUGCUCAGUCAAAAUGUUUUCUUCUAUUUUAGAUCACAUCAUGAUAUACAGCCAGAUAACUGAGAUUUUCCACAGGCUUGAUAUAAAGCAAGCAAUGAAAUAGUUGCUUCUGUUAUAAAGAACA
This is a messenger RNA of Fundulus heteroclitus (mummichog), 2194 nucleotides long. Its product is annotated as CUB and zona pellucida-like domain-containing protein 1. Bases 162 to 1850 code for a protein of 562 amino acids. The record is from RefSeq and is a predicted model, not a curated record. The transcript has 10 exons. NCBI's taxonomy places the organism in Eukaryota, Metazoa, Chordata, Actinopteri, Cyprinodontiformes, Fundulidae.